Beta vulgaris subsp. vulgaris (sugar beet) is the source of this 1842-nucleotide messenger RNA. RefSeq names its product structural maintenance of chromosomes protein 1-like. Gene Ontology annotation, biological process: sister chromatid cohesion. Gene Ontology annotation, cellular component: cohesin complex; nucleus. The record is from RefSeq and is a predicted model, not a curated record. Gene Ontology annotation, molecular function: DNA binding. The coding region runs from base 712 to 1209 and encodes 165 amino acids. The transcript is spliced from 6 exons. NCBI's taxonomy places the organism in Eukaryota, Viridiplantae, Streptophyta, Magnoliopsida, Caryophyllales, Amaranthaceae.
GUGAAACAAAACCCAAGCCGAAAGAAAUGCAAUCUCAUUUCAUUUCUCCUUCCCCGUGAAAACUAAUUUCUCCCAAACCGCAAUUGAUGAAAACCCGAAAACCCAAACCCCGUGAAACACUCCCGCUCACCUUCGCAUGCACGUCGCCAACAAUUCUUCCAGGCUCGUUGGAGUUUCCCCCUUGUCGGCGCCAUUGAUGUUCUCGUUUUCUCUCUCCUCCUCUGUUUCGCCGUUGUUGUUGUUGUUUUCAGAGGUGUUGCCGUUGGUCUUGCUGGUUGUUAGCACCGUUGUAUGCUGCUUCUACCAUCACCGUCGCCGUCGAAGCCUCGAAACUCCUCCUCUCUGUUCUUCGCGUCGCUGCUCUUGUGAGCAGAGAUUUUUUAAGGCCUAUCAUUGGUUCCAUUCUCAUGUUCCUAUUGUUAUAGGCGAGGUAUCAUCUGAUUGUUGCGGGUUUCUAAUAGGUUAGUCAUCCCCCUGGUGCUUGUCUGGCUAUUAAAUAAUUGUUUCGUCUCAUGUUAGGAAUUCUUUGAUGAAUUGAGUCUCUAUCCUUAACUAUGACAAGUUUGACCCGGCUUGGAUAAGGCCAUUCUCUUUGGUGUUGGGAAUACAUUAGUCUGUGACAAUCUUGAUGAAGCCAAGCGUCUAAGCUGGACAGGGGAAAGGUUUAAAGUUGUAAGUAUUGAUAGAACUCUCCUGACAAAAGCUGGUACUAUGACUGGUGGAAUGGAGGCAAGGUCAAACAAAUGGGAAGACAAGAAAAUUGAAGAGCUUAAAAAAAAGAAAGAACAACUUGAAUCUUUGCUUGAGGCUACUGAGUCACCCCGGGAGAUGCAUCUCAAAGAGACAGAGGUCUCUGUCAAAAUUAGUGGCUUGGAAAAGAAGAUGAAGUACGCUGAAAUAGAAGAGAAAAGCAUUCGUGAUAAGCUUAAGAAAUUGGAGAAUGAAAAGAGGAACAUUGAGGAAGAAAUUCGCAGGAUUGAGCCUGAUCAUGCAAUGUUAGAGGCCACUAUCAAGAAAAGAGACGGUGAAAUAAAGAAGUUAUUGGAGAAGAGGAUAAAUGAAAUUGUCGAUCGCAUUUACAAAGAUUUCAGUGAAGCUGUCGGUGAUGACAUUCGGGCAUAUGAGGAAACUCAACUGACGGCUGAUGCAGAGACAUUCGAGAAAAAGGUUACCUUGCGUAACGAAAUAUCAAAGCUGAAGUAUCAGUAAGUUUCUUUUUUUUUUUUUUGACAUACCUCUUUGUUUAAAUGUCUCUCUCAUUGUUUAUCUAUAGCAACUGUGUAACCUAAUUGUACAUAUGGUACUAAAAGCUUUGAAGACAGGAAAAUGAGUGACAUAAAAAGUAAGUUGGCCUUAACAAUGAUAAUGGAUCCUUCCAGAAGGGUUCUUGUUUUAUAAUUAUUUGGCAACUGUGUAAUCAACAUGCUUUGACAAGAACUGACCUGGCUAUAUUCCCCUUAUUUUUGCCCACCCUACCCAUGAUAAGGAGGAACUCAUAUGUACAGGUUCUGGCUCACUUGACUAAUAUUAUUGGACAAGAAUGGUGGACACUUGAAAAGUUUUACAUUUAAGUUUACUUCGAGCUACUAAAAUUUUGAUGGCUUAUAAAAAUGUGCUAUGCUCAGUUUUGAUAACUUUUUGAAAGGCUGAAAGCCUGAGACUAAAAUGCCCGUUUUAUUGUAGCCUUUGUUAACUACAAUUGCAAAUGUGAAAUUUCUAUCUUUACCGUACUGUGGAGUUCUGAAUUUUCUUAUAACAUAUCUUUGCAUGUUGCAAAAUGAUAGAAUCUAAAAACAUGUGAUACUUUCAGAAUGACCUGUCCUGGAAGUGAAUAAUUAAGUG